CCGUUAUAAUUUCUUUUGUGUAGGGUGGUUUGUUUCAUGUUUGGUAGCCGCAGGCUGGCACAACAAGAUGAUGAAUAAUUGGUAAAGUGAACAAUAUUUAACUAAUAAUCAGAGGAGAUAGGGCUGGAUGUAAUUUUCCCUAUCGUACCCUUCAGACUGUUACCAUCUUUUCUGGAUUUAUAAUUUUACACGGAUGAUUCUGUGGCUAGGCCUUCUGCAUGGUGUGGCCUACUUCAAACGCUACGUAAUAACAGACGCAGCGCAACAUCCUGUCAAGUUUUAGCACACACUUGUCUGUCAACGUGUUUUUGCCACUUCAAUUGGUUAAACAGCUGAGGAAGAAUUGCUUAUUUUCACUGUACACGUACCUUAACAGUAUUUGGUUAAUUUUGAGCGAUCAAAAUGGCGAGUAGAUUAAUGGACAGUCUUUUUGGCCUGAAAAUUGGAUCAAGAAAAGUUUUGUAUAUUAUAGGUUUGACUUCGGUAUUUUGGUUCUCACUGAAUGUUUUGCUUUUAAUUGCCAACAACCAGGCUGCUUUAGAAUCGUUAGAUUCUCUGUCGUUGGGACUAGGGAAUUCUAGGGUGAGAAGAGACUCUAAUUUUAUGGCAGAUCUUGGAAUAAAACCACUCGCACCAGCCAACAAGAAGCAUUAUCCAUGGCAGGAUGGGUUCUCGGAUUCUAACAAAGGGAAGUCAGGAUUCUUAAGUAAUUAUUUUGGUGGUGGAGGAAAAUUAAAACAAAUAUAUGAUGUUAGCAAGCAAAGAAACAAAAAGCCAGGACUUGGUGAAAAUGGUGAAGCAGCUUAUCUCACCACGGAUGCUGAUAAAAAACUAGCCGAAAAGCUUUUUGCCAAUCAUUCAUUUAAUUCAAUUCUAAGCGACAAGAUAUCACUUGACAGAACCCUUCUAGAUGUCAGAGGAGAAAAGUGCAGACAAAGACAUUAUACUUAUGAUGAGAAAUUGCCCACUGCAAGUGUUGUGAUUUGCUUUCACAAUGAAGCACUUUCUGUGUUAUUGCGGACAAUCCAUAGUGUGCUGAACAGAACACCACCUCAACUUUUAAAAGACAUCAUUGUUGUUGAUGAUGCUAGCUUGUAUGGUUUCCUGAAAAAGCCGGUUGACGACCAUGUUGCAGGGUUAUCAACAAAAGUCAAGGUUCUAAGAAAUAAAAACAGGCAGGGUCUGAUACGGUCCCGACUAAAUGGAGCUGCUGCGGCACGCGGAGACGUUAUAAUAUUCUUGGAUUCACAUUGUGAGACAACCCCUGGCUGGAUUGAGCCAAUGUUGGCAAGAAUUAAAGAAGACAGAUCGAAUGUUGUUGUCCCAACAAUUGAGGUCAUCAAUGCAGACACACUACAGUACCAGGCUGCUGCUAACCCAGAUCAAAGGGGAGGCUUUGGCUGGGACCUGUUUUACAAGUGGAAACCGAUCCCACCCGAGGAACAGCAGCUUAGAAAAGACGAGUCAGAUUUCAUCAGAACUCCGGCAAUGGCAGGUGGGUUAUUCGCUAUCCAUAGAAAGUACUUCUACGAUAUUGGAUCAUACGACAUGGAAAUGGACAUCUGGGGAGGAGAGAACUUAGAAUUAUCUUUUAGGGUUUGGAUGUGUGGAGGGCGUCUAGAAAUUGUACCGUGUUCCAGAGUAGGCCACAUUUUUCGAAAAUACACAAGCCCGUACAAAUUUCCUGAUGGUGUCGAGAAGACUUUAGCAAAAAAUCUUAAUCGUUUAGCAGAAGUUUGGAUGGACGAGUUUAAAGAGCUGUACUACCAAAAACGACCUCAUGCCAGGAAUAUGUUUUUUGGAGACAUUUCAGAGCGUGUUGCACUGCGCAAAAGGCUGAAAUGCAAAAGCUUUAAAUGGUAUCUUGACAAUAUCUACCCAGAUUCACAAAUGCCAGAUUUGUAUCCACCGGCAAAGGGAGAGAUAAGGAAUCCUGCGAGUGGAUAUUGUUUAGAUUCUAUGGGUGCCAAAGAUGGAAAUGGAAAACUUGGAAUUUUCCCGUGUCAUGGUCAAGGAGGCAACCAGUUUUUUAUAUUUUCAAAAAAUGGUGAGAUUAUAUUCGAAGAAGAAAACUGUUUGGAUGUGUCGAAUUCAAAUCCCGGCGCAACAAUAGAAAUACUUAAAUGUCAUGGAUUUAAAGGCAAUCAGGAAUGGAAGCAUAACAGGAUCGAUGGGACCCUUAUUCACUUGCCAACUGGGAAUUGCAUUGACAGGGGUAGCCAAAGCAAUGGUGAUAAGCCGAUUAUGACGGUUUGUGAUGGUCGGGAGACCCAGGUUUGGACUUUCGGAUUUUAUAACAGCACCGUAUUUCCAGCUAAAUAACAUUGGCAAUGCAAUGUUAUUAGAUUUUUAGAUCAGAUUAAUUAUCCGUGCAAGCGCUUUUUUUAUUGAUGUCGUGCUAAUUUAAUAGCGGGGUUCCUAUUGCUAAAAAUUUAAAAAGUACAGGUGAUUCAAUCAGCUGUUAUUAUUUUAGUAGGCUAAGAAAUAAAUUGCUGCAAUCCGUUACCAUGUAUGGGAACCUUCAAAGCAUAAGACUACCACUCAUUACCUAUUAUUUAGAACUCACUUCGUUCAGAAAAACUACUCUACCCUGAAGAAGGACGAUUACACAUAGGGGCUCAAUAACCCUUUUGGGGACCCAAUAGGAAUUUGGCAUUUGACAAAAUCAUUGAGGCACUAACCUUCACAACCUCCCUACCUACCACCCUACCUAGCCCUCCUCCCCCCCUACCUCCUUUCGACGCUACUGGACUACUCUAAAGAAAGGCAGACUGCACAAUACCUUGACAAAGAAGCUUGGGUUAUGACGUAAUUGAUUACCAACAUAGCGUAUAAACGCAAUAAAUGAAGUUAUCUCUGGCAAAAUAUUUUAACCAUAUUAAGUAUAGUAUAGCUGAUUAAAGAUUUUAAGAAUUGAAAAUGUAAUUUCUAUGUUUCCUUUCAUAUAUAAACACCCGAUUGUACUUACUUUGUUAGCGCAUUCUUCUUUGAGUUGUUAUAUAGUUGCUCCUAUGCAGGCCCAUCGAGAGGGGGCAGGGGAGCAUAUUACCCCAGGCCCCGAGCUGAGAGGGGUCCCGAAUUGUUAUAAAAAGUUCCUAACGAUCAUAACAACAGUUAUAAUCAAAGUUUCAAUGACGUCAUCGCCAUCUUUCCUUUUGCCCCAUGCCCCAAAAAAUCUCGCGGCGAGUCUAUUCUAGUAGAUAUUAUUCGUAGCAUCAAGAGCAGCGUUUUUGCAACGUUGCUUUAUUUUGCAUAAUCUUUGUUUUGUAUUAAAAAGUAUCUAUUUUGAUAAGUCAAGUGAUAAUGAUUUAAUAAAACCUCGUCAUAUGGUAAUUAAUCUGUACUUUUUGAAUCCUUGUAAACAUUUUCAAAGAAAUUUAGAAUUAUAUAUAUUUGUAAUUGACCACAAUAUACAGAUUAUUCACAAAGUUGUUGUCGUAGCUAGAUUUUAUUAAUCAAACUUCUUGCUGAAGAUUUAA
Messenger RNA from Rhopilema esculentum, 3479 nucleotides. RefSeq names its product polypeptide N-acetylgalactosaminyltransferase 13. Gene Ontology annotation, biological process: protein O-linked glycosylation. The record is from RefSeq and is a predicted model, not a curated record. Lineage: Eukaryota; Metazoa; Cnidaria; Scyphozoa; Rhizostomeae; Rhizostomatidae. Gene Ontology annotation, molecular function: polypeptide N-acetylgalactosaminyltransferase activity. Gene Ontology annotation, cellular component: Golgi apparatus.